CUCUACGUGGUAGCUGAUCACCUUCUGAAAAUCCAAAUAUUUACAUUCUGCUUCCCCUUUAUCUCUCGAAAUAAUUAUUACAGGUAUGAUUUCCCAUUCAUAAAGCCAUUGCUGACUGUGCUUGAUUAUAUGUAUUUCUAAAUGGUCUAUUGCACUAAUGGGCUGUUGCAUAUUCCCAUUGAAAAGCAUUAAGCUAACUGGCCUAAAGUUAACAUUCUUUUUGGUCUCCCACCUUAAAAUAAAAGUGUCAUUUUGGCAAAAAAAAAUCCCAAAAAAACUGCAGGUGCUGGAAAUCAGAAAGAAAAUUCUCCCUUCAGAAGGGUCACAUGACCCAAAACAUUAACUCUGCUUUUUUCCACAGAUGCUGCCAGAUCUGUUUUUCUUUUUUUCCAACAGUUUGCAUGUUUAUUGGCAGUUUUCCAAUCUUAUGGAACUUUUCCGCAAUCAAAUGAUUCUUGGACGAUUACAAGUGUAUCCACUAUCCCUGUCAGCCUCAUUUAUUUCCUUAGUACUUUUUCUCUAGUGAUUGCUUUAUUUCUUCUCCUUUUACCUCACUUGAUUAUUUAGUAAUAUUGGACGAUAAUUUGAAGAUAAUUUGGUUCAAUCCCUACUCUUCCUGAGAAAUAUUUCUGCAGAUAAAUUAACGAGUCUUUACAUCAGGAACUGGGGCUGUGGUCAACAAGCCAAUGCUUGUGUACAUAUGAGCCUUACCCCAUUGCUCUAAUCCACUAUGUUCUCGUCACAGUGUCAGCUUCUCAGCAUCAACUCCCACCCACGGUACAAACAAUCCUUUUGGUUCUUCAUUCCUACUUGAUGCUUUCUUUUCCAUUAUAAAGUUAUUCGUGAUCAAGUAUAAAUUCUGUGUCUGGCAAUCUUAUACUCCACAACCACCUGAUGAAGGAGCGGUGCUCCGAAAGCUAGUGCUUCCAAUUAAACCUGUUGGACUAUAACCGGGUGUUGUGUGAUUUUUAACUAAGUACCUGCGCGACAGUGGUCGUGCCUUGUCUAAGCAUUUCUAUAUUGAAGUUUCCUUUAUCGCUUAUUGUUUCGUCCCCCAGCUGGUAUGCCAUUAUUCAUUUUGUGGAAAUUUCACCGGCAUUUUGAUUUUGUUUGUGGAGGAUAAAACGGUGCCGCAUUGAGCGCUCAGACGGUGAUCGCCUCAUCUUCGGCGGAGUUGUGUUUUUUUUCGCGAUGAUCGUUAUCAGCGAGGCAGAGGUUAUGGUCUCUGAAACAAAAAGAUGGCAAGAAUGAACGGUCUGCGUGUUACAGUUCUAAUAAAGACUUUUAAUCACCGACAAAUCGUAUUUUAGGCCCAGGGCUCGCUCCCGCCCGUUUUACGACCGGUCCGUCUGACGUCACAGCCGAGGGGGUGUCAUGGCGACGGGCGGCGCCAUUAUCGUCAGCAGCUCGCUUCAGGUGGGGGUGAUGGUCCCUGUCAGCACCCAACACAUCAUCCAGCUUCGGCUGCUGCUAUCUCCAGGGCAAUUGGCUUCCCACAGCACGGCUAAUGUAACGGGGCGAAGGGUGGGUUUUAAACUCUGCGGUCACAGGAGGUGCCAGGCUCCACACGUGCUCCCCGCACUCAGGGACGAUGAUAGGUGCUGAGGCCUCACUUCACUUACAGCACUGGGGUACACAUGGGACGGUACAAUCACCCACCAAUAAUAAACAAGUCAGCGACAUUAAACUGUGUUGCGAGUCUGCUUAUCAACCGUCAACUCUGAUGAAGAGUUAUCUAGAUUCGAAACGUAUUGCUUAUAUUAUAAUGGAGAUCGAAGAUUUCUGUGAUAAUUCUCGAGAGAUAAAGCUGAUGGAACAAAUUGAACAAUUUGUCCAUAUUCAUCGCAACAGUUUUCUGCUUUUGGCUGCUGCCCUUUAUGGUGCGAAAGAAUGGGAAAUAUUAUUUAAAAUUCAACAAAGGUUUUUAGGUAGUAAUCUAAAAAUCAUACCUGCACACAAUUCUGGUGAUAUGGUCAAGAGUAUGCUUACUAUAGCCAAGGUUACAUGUAAACCACACGUGGACAGUGUUCGUGACCGCAUCGCCAUGAUCAGAGCUCAGAUCAUAGAACAUAGUCCGGUGUGGGAGAUGCUUCACAAACAACAGCUGAAUGAUGCAAAGUGAUCAAUUAUGAAUAAGAUGUUGUUGUUACAGCAUGGUACUUUGUGCUCUGUAAAACUAUUUAGAACUAUUUUCAGUGAAAUAACUUUUCAAUUUAUAAAUGUGUUUGUUAUUAAUGAUUUAUUUGAAAAUUGGCAAUAAAAUUUUAUGGACAUAGCAGUUUCAAAAAUCUCAAAUUUAGUAAUUUAGAGUACUCUCCAACCAGUUGAAACACUAUAAUUUAAACAAGUGAUAUAACAGGCUGAAUCUGCUUUUAGUAAAUGCGAGGUGAGAGUUUUUUUGGAGACAUUUUUUGCAUGAGGACUAUAGCAAGAUUUAUUGUCAUAUCUUAUCAGUUGUGCUUCAUUAACUACCUAUCCCACCCUAUGCCAUCCCUCACAUCCAAUUCUAUCCCCAUCUUACCACAGAUUAUUCCAAGAACAACUUGACACUCACUGAAUGUCAUCCCAAAGACCAGUAGCCCUUGUGCCCAUGCCAAUUUUAAAAAGCCCAUUAUGAACCUGGACAAGAAUCGUCAGGGCAAAGCUGCCUUGCACAGUUCCUGGUUAGAGAUGAAAAAAAAUGCAGAUGCUAGAUUCCAAGGUGGACAUGGAGGAGACUGGAAGAACACAGCAAGCAAGACAGCGU
Messenger RNA from Chiloscyllium plagiosum (whitespotted bambooshark), 2746 nucleotides. Lineage: Eukaryota; Metazoa; Chordata; Chondrichthyes; Orectolobiformes; Hemiscylliidae. The record is from RefSeq and is a predicted model, not a curated record.